Chelmon rostratus (copperband butterflyfish) is the source of this 2802-nucleotide messenger RNA. RefSeq names its product carboxypeptidase Z (gene cpz). Lineage: Eukaryota; Metazoa; Chordata; Actinopteri; Chaetodontiformes; Chaetodontidae. The transcript is spliced from 13 exons. Gene Ontology annotation, biological process: proteolysis. Bases 109 to 2109 code for a protein of 666 amino acids. The record is from RefSeq and is a predicted model, not a curated record. Gene Ontology annotation, molecular function: zinc ion binding; metallocarboxypeptidase activity; protein binding.
GAAGGAGGUUUCCGUGCUGUGGGUGGUAAUUAUCAUCCAGUCCAGAAAAGUUGCAGCUUCAAACGCGCACUGCCACAUCACACACCGCCGUUGUCAAGCAGCCUCAACAUGCGUUUCGGACUUUCGCUGCUGUUUCUUUCCUUGGCGAGAAGUUGUUGGUGCGCCCCUCAGCAGACUUGUCAGCCCGGAGACGAGUUUUUGGGAAGAUGCAGCAACAACGUGUUUGAAGAAAAACCUACCUGCACAGAGCUGAACCUGGGCUACUGUAAUGAUAUGGAGUACUCAAGUACCAUAUUCCCUAACAUCCUUGGCCACCGGAGUCGCUUAGAGGCAGAGUCGGGACCAGAGUACCUCCUCCUGAGCGUCAUCCAUGGCCUGCUCAAUGGGGAGUGCUCCCCUGAGAUACGUCUCGUAGGCUGCUCGGUGCUCGCCUCGCCUUGCCAGAAUGACAAGAUGAUCAAACCCUGCCGCAGCACAUGCGACGCACUGAGGAAGGACUGUGUCCAUGCCUUUGAGGCCAUCGAAAUGGCCUGGCCCUACUUCCUAGACUGUGACCGCUUCUUUGCCAGCAACGAGGAGGGCUGCUUUGACCCGCUGGCAGGGCUGAAAGCCAGACAGGAGCUAGCAAUAUCCAGCCUCUCUCCCGAAGAACCCAGCACCAUCAUCCAGUUCACCUACACCUCCAACGCCCAGAUGUACAGUUUACUGAAGAGAACAGCAGCCAAGUGCUCCCAUAUCUCUAAUGUCUACAGCAUCGGACGCAGCACAGAAGGCAGGGACCUCCUGGUGAUUGAGUUCACCAACAACCCGGGGCAACACGAGCUAUUGGAGCCAGAGAUCAAGCUGGUGGGCAACAUGCAUGGCAAUGAGGUGCUGGGCCGCCAGCUGCUCAUCUACCUGGCCCAGUACCUGUGUUCAGAGUACAGUCUGGGGAACCAACGAAUUCAGACCCUCAUCAACACCACCCGCAUCCACAUUCUGGCCUCCAUGAAUCCAGAUGGCUAUGAGCUGGCCGCCUCAGAGGUAGAGGAUAGCAAUGAUCCGGAGCUCAGCAACCAGGAAGGACACUUGUUAAAUGGUUGGACCAAUGGACGGACCAACGCUCAGAAUCUUGACCUCAACCGCAAUUUUCCGGACCUCACCUCCAUUUUCUACCGGAACCGCCGCAGCAGGUACUACCGCAUUGACCACAUCCCAAUCCCUGACGCCUACUGGUUUGGCAAGGUGGCACCAGAGACCUAUGCAGUGAUGAAGUGGAUCAGGUCACUACCUUUCGUCCAGUCUGCCAGCCUCCACGGUGGGGAGCUGGUGAUCUCCUAUCCCUUUGACUUCUCCAGAGACCUGCAUGAGGAGAGGAUGUUCUCACCCACCCCAGAUGAGCAGGUCUUCAAGCAGCUGGCUCGAACCUACGCAGACGCUCAUGAAACCAUGUCAAACAAUGACACAGACAGGUGUGGGGCCUCCUUUUACCGCACCAGGGGCAUCAUCAAUGGGGCAUUGUGGUACAGUUUUGCUGGUGGUAUGUCAGACUUCAACUACUUGCAUACUAAUUGUCUGGAGAUCACCGUGGAGCUCGGCUGUGACAAAUUCCCCUCAGAGGUCGAGCUUUACCCAGAAUGGAAGAGGAAUAAGGAAGCUCUGCUCAGUUUUAUGGAGUCUGUCCAUCGAGGAAUAAAGGGAGUAGUUAAAGACACUGAUGGAAAUGGGAUAAAAGGUGCAACUAUCUCCGUCAGGGGCAUUAGGAAAGAUGUCACCACAGCUGAAGAUGGAGACUACUGGCGGCUGCUAAACCCUGGCACUCACAUCCUGACAGCUACAGCCAAGGGUUUCUCCAGGGUCAGUAAGAGGAUUUAUCUGCCUCACAACAUGAACAAGGCCGGACGUGUCGACUUUGUCUUGGAGAAGGUUCCUGUGGAGCCCGAUAUGGACGACCACCUCUUCCCCACAAUAGACACAUGGGAUCAAUUUGACCCCUACAAUCAGUUUGAGCGCUUCGGCGAGCCAGAGGUAGGCGAGGGAGGGAUAGAGCGGCAGGAGAAACCAUGGUGGUGGAACUACUUCUCCCAGUCUGGCAUCUCGCCUCCACACUGGCUGCUGCGAAACGUCUAGACGUGUUACAGGACAAUAAAGAUCCCCGCAUACCACUGGGAGACUGGUAGCGGACAGUCCCACAUCCAGUCCCACCCAGUGCUGUCAGAGGCAUAUGGCAGGCGCUGUGACACUGAAAUCUGCUGUACCUACAAGGAUUUCAAUGCUUCCUGGAGGGGUAUGAAAAAGCUUUUUUCCACCAGGCAACAAAUUCAACUCUGGCCUUUAAGCAGACUUUUGGCCAAUAUUGCUUUGCAGCUGCAUUUAACUUGUUUUAAGUAAAAACUGAACCACUGAAUUAUGGAUGCCUCAAUGGUCCAAGAUUGUCACAUUCAGAAAUAAUGGUAUGCAUUUAUUUGAAUAUUGUGGUUACAGAUUACAAUUUCACAUGUGGUGGCAGCUACAUAAAAUGUCUUUGUGGACACAAAAAUUGAGUUGAGUACAAAUGUCAUGCAGAUUUGAUUUUUUUUUUGUUGUUUUUGUUUUUACAUUCCACAUGUGAUUUCCCUGUAUGUUUAAGCCACAUUGUAUGCAUUAUACUAGGCUUAAGUGCUACACUCUGCAGUGCUACACGAUGUUGUGGACCUGUAACAGCAUUGUGUAUUGAGCACCACAUUUAAGCUUGGAUUAUCAUCAGUACUGUGCCAAUUGUCAACAGAAAAUAUUAUUGCUUCGUUUGUUUUUCACAAGCAUCAAAAAUACACAUUAAAUAUU